UCCCUCAGGUGAAUCUGGACUUUGCACCAGGUUUUACUAAGGAAGUUUGAGAUACCUUUCUCUUAUUGUAUGUAUUGAUCGGUAAUGGUGGUGGAUUAACUAAGGUUUGAGAAUGAAGCUCUGAGGAAGAAGACUGGGUCUCAGGGUGGCAUCUCUUUUGCUAUUACAAGUAGGUGUGUGACUUCAGAGGAGAGAAAUGUACGGGAACAUCAGCGGCUCAGAUUACCAGCCGAGGCUGGAUAUGUCUCGGCCCAGUGCGAAAUCCAUCUAUAUGCAGAGGAAAGAAUAUUCAGAAUCUGUGAACAAGCAACCAGAUGCCUUUCAGUACAGAGUGGAGCACCUGUUCACAUCCGAGUUGGACAACAGGGAGCUGAGCAGCAUCGACGACUGUGUGGCCAAGCUGAAGAGUCUGGAGAGUCGAGGGAAGGUGUGGGGUCAGGACAUGAUCCUGCAGGUGCAGGGCACCGGUCUGCAGCUUUGUGACAUUGAAUCCAAGGAAGUGCUGGAAUCGAUCCCUCUUGGCAGCAUCUCUCAAACGAAGUCGAUCCUGGACAGCUGCACUUACGACUCCCUUCUGGCCGUCACUGUUCAGGGAAACAGGCGGGGACCUCCCAAAAUUUUCUUCUUCCAGUGUGAGGAAACUGGGGCAGAGGAGGUGAGGGGUGAUUUGGACAGAGCUAUCCUGCACAGUGAUGAUCCAGGAUUUCAGCCAAAUGAGCCUAUGAUGGAUAUCAGGACUAAUCUGGAGAAUAUAAUAGGCCAAGGCUAUUCGAUGGGUUUUCGUAGACCUGGUCUGUCCCCAAUGCAGCCUGCACCUGCGUCCCCUCCUCCUGCACCUGAGUUCCCUCCUCCUCAACUCAAUACUUACCAGGAGUAUGGUAAAGAGUAUGGUAAAGAUUAUGAGGAUCCUGUGUUUGUGAAUAGGGACGACGCCCGUUACAGUCCAGAGAUGUUUGAGCCACCAAUCCGCUCAGCACAGCCGUCUCCACCUCCUCCUCCUCUGGGUCCUCAGUACACAGACAUUGACAGAAGUCUAUUUUCUUUUGUCCAGGAAAUCUUUAAUCAUGUAAUAGAUGAUAUUGAGAUAUUCAAGGAUAAAGUUGGAGCAGCUUUAGAACAAGAAACAGCAAGGAAGAAAAAGAAAAAGAAAGACAAAACCCCAAGGAGAUACGGUGAGAACUUCCCCUCCAUACAAGAAUACAUUAGCUGCCUUCAGAAAUUCAAAUAUGCCUUCAAUAUUCUGGCAAAUGUCAGCGACCACCUCAGAAAUCCUGAAGCUCCUGAAUUCGUCCACUGUCUCUUCAUUUCACUUUCCUAUCUGGUGACGAAAUUUCCUCCAGACGUUCCAGGAUCAAUCCUGAGCCCUUUCCUCACAGAGGCAGCUCUGCAGCUCCUCACUCAGAUCGUCACACCAGAGGAGGACAGGCUGUGGAGCAGUUUUGGAGACACCUGGCAUGUUCCCAGAUCUAAGUGGCCAAAUGGGGACAAGAUGGCACCUUAUGUUCCAGUAUUUUAUGAUGGCUGGGAGCCUCCAAUGCCAGUUCCUCCACAAUACACACCACCGGUAAACCGGCCGCCAUCACGGAGCGGCAGCCAGCGCUUCCCAGAGAGACGCAGCCCUCAGCCACCACCUCCUCAGGAUAACCGGCCUUUUGGAGCCCCUCCAGCACGCUCAGACGGGCCGCCGCUCUACAUGCGAGUGAUGUAUGACUUCACAGCCAGGAACCGGCAGGAGCUGAGCGUGCUCAAAGGUGAAGUGGUGCAGGUUGUAGACAAGUCCAGGCAAUGGUGGAUAGUGCGGAACAACCGCCAGGAGGAGGGGCAUGUGCCUCAAAAUGUUCUGGAACCCAUGAGCGGGGAGGAGCCUGCUAGAACGAACAGACCUCCAAAUCUAGACACGAGGUCCAGUCCAGAGGAGGUCAGGAACUGGCUUCAGUACAAGGGCUUUUCCAAAGCGACGGUGCGUAACCUGGGCAUGAUGAACGGAGCGCUGCUUUUGGGGAUGAAGCGUGAUGAUAUGCGAGCUGUGUGCCCAGAAGAAGGAGGCAGAGUUUUCUUCCAGCUGCAGGCCGUCAAAUCAGCCAUGGCACUUGCCAGUGAGGCGGAGUAUAACCAGUACGGAAGCCGUUAAAUAUUUUGUGACUUGAGGAAAGAAGGACGUGAUUUCACGGAAGAAAACUGCAGUCAUUACAUUAUCCAAAGCGCUAGUAUUAUAAUCUAAUUUUUUUUUUAUCAAAUUGCCAAAUGAAAAAUUUACACAAAUGACGUCAUUAUGAGAUCAGUGCUUAAAUGAAGUAAAUGUUUUCAGAUUCAGAUUUUCAUAUAUAUGAUGCUACACCAAUUUUAAUCUGUAUUUUACUUAAUUCUAUUUAUUAUCAUAGUUUCACAGAACUAAAUCAUAUUUAAGUAUAACAGUAUAGAUCUACAUUAUUUUAUGAUGAUAUGCAUUAAAAAAGAAACACUAAAGACUUAAAUUUGGGCUUAUGUGAUUAAAGACAUUCCUCAUGUUCUGUUCAGUAUUUAUAGCUACAUAUUUAUAGGUUUCAUUAUCCAAUCAAGUCCAUCUGCAAUAACCUACAUAAUUAAUCCAGAAAUGUGAAAUAAACUGAUUAGAGCUUUAA
Molecule: messenger RNA, 2621 nt
Organism: Astyanax mexicanus (Mexican tetra)
Lineage: Eukaryota; Metazoa; Chordata; Actinopteri; Characiformes; Acestrorhamphidae
Gene: eps8l3b
Product: EPS8-like 3b
Exons: 20
Coding region: 197-2131 (644 amino acids)
Biological process (GO): positive regulation of ruffle assembly; Rho protein signal transduction; regulation of Rho protein signal transduction
Cellular component (GO): ruffle membrane; vesicle; plasma membrane
Molecular function (GO): actin binding
Source: RefSeq, a predicted model, not a curated record